Molecule: messenger RNA, 547 nt
Organism: Wyeomyia smithii (pitcher-plant mosquito)
Lineage: Eukaryota; Metazoa; Arthropoda; Insecta; Diptera; Culicidae
Gene: ND-13A
Product: NADH dehydrogenase [ubiquinone] iron-sulfur protein 6, mitochondrial
Exons: 3
Coding region: 92-469 (125 amino acids)
Biological process (GO): mitochondrial electron transport, NADH to ubiquinone
Source: RefSeq, a predicted model, not a curated record
UUUUGACAUUUCUCGUUGUCAUUCAUAACAAAUCCCGAUUUUCCAUUCUAACGCAUCGAAAACCAAAAUAUAGUGAAUUUUUCUUGUAAAAAUGGCUUGUAAAAUGCUUUUCAAACCAUCGACUCGUAUCGUACAGCAGCUAGGAGUCUGUGGCAUUAAGACCCAAGUGCUAGCUACCCCGUUCACAACUAUCAAGGAUGAAAUAACCCAUACAGGACAGUUCUAUGACGAGAAGGACUAUCGCAACGCUCGUUUCGUGAAUGCCACCAAAGUAGUCAAUGCGAACUGGGCUAUCAAGUUGGUCGACGAAACCCCUAUCAUUGAAUCCACCCAGCGCGUUGUGUACUGUGAUGGUGGCACUGUGGCGGCACUGGGACACCCGAAAGUGUACAUCAAUUUGGAUAAACCAGGAGCUCAUGCUUGCGGUUAUUGUGGUCAACGAUUCCAGAAGAAGGAUCAUCACCACUAGGAAAAAAAAUUCACAGUAAUGUUUGGUAUACUACAUACGACCUUGAUUAUUGUUUAAAAUAAAUGCGUUAGAACACAA